AUGUCGUUACAAGCCAAGUUAGUUCUCGGCGGUGCGUGCGUUUUUUCACUGGGAAUUAUAGGAUAUGUCCACUUUAAACAAUAUCUUGACAGGCAGCAGUUACACCAAGGAGUGCUGACAGACAUGGAGAGGCGGCAAAGGCGCAAACAGGAGAACCUCUACGUCCUCCAGAAACAAAUCGACUUGGCCAAAGAGAUAAGGAAGAGUGAAAACACGUCCGAUAUCACUUAA
This is a messenger RNA of Tribolium castaneum (red flour beetle), 231 nucleotides long. RefSeq names its product cytochrome c oxidase assembly factor-like (gene Pet117). The record is from RefSeq and is marked validated. Gene Ontology annotation, cellular component: mitochondrion. The transcript is spliced from 2 exons. The coding region runs from base 1 to 231 and encodes 76 amino acids. NCBI's taxonomy places the organism in Eukaryota, Metazoa, Arthropoda, Insecta, Coleoptera, Tenebrionidae. Gene Ontology annotation, biological process: mitochondrial respiratory chain complex IV assembly.